UCAUUCAAGUCAAUUCAUGGGCACGCUCUUGUCAAGCUAGAUCCUAAAAGAGGUUAAAAGAGGCAAGGUUCUUGAUAACAAUGCGGGCGAUAUUUUUCCUAGCGUGUAUGGUUGCUGUCACCUUGGUUGAAGGAGGACGUGGCGACGUUCCAGCCAUUGCUGAUGUGCCAGACUAUGACGAAACGCUUGACUUUCAUUCGUUUGGUGGCAAAGAAUUGUUGAAUGAUGACGAUUCUACAAAAUACAGAGAUUGCUACGAUGUCAUGACAAGAGGAAUGUAUCAGAAAUCCGGACUCUACAGAGUAUAUCUCAACCUAACUGAAACACAAACAGUGUACUGUGAGUUUGAAGACAAUGUUCCUAGCCUUGUUGUUAUGAAGCGAUGGUACGGUUACCCAUCCUUCAAGAGGAGUUUCGCGGACUAUACUCGAGGUUUCGGCCUACCUCCUCACGGCGACUUCUGGUAUGGGCUGUCCAAUAUGAAGAAACUCGUCGAUCACGGUUACCAUAUCCUCAACAUGACAAUGGUCGACUGUUCGGGACAAGUGAAGUUUGUCGUUUACAACUGGUUUGACCUUGGUCCAUUGUCCCAGCGAUUUAAGCUGUUCAUUGGCCACUAUGACAACAGAUCAACGCUCAAGGAUGACCUCUCGUACAACAACAUGAUGCCGUUCGCUACCAUGGACAGACCUGACCAGCACGGAUGUGUCCAUAGCCUUCAUGCCGGAUGGUGGUACAAUUUCUGUACUUUGGCCCUACCAACCGGGCAGCGUUACUAUGACUACUGUGGCGAUAGGCCCACCAAGGAGACCUACAUUUGUCACCAUGACGGCAUCUUCUACAAGGAUUGGCACGGGAAUUGCUACUCUAUGCCCUGGGUCAGGAUCACGCUGACCAGGUCAUACUAGGUCAUACUAGAUAUUUGGAAAAACAACUUUAUGGUUUAUAUUAGUUUAUAAAGACAAUUAUAUUGUAUACGCAUUUUUUCUCAUAAUUUAUGUGUGCGUGUUUCCUUUUACGUAGUGAUUUUGUUAUUCAUUGUAUAAACCCAAGCCUAUCUGAUUCUUAAUGAAGCAUUUAAAAAACACAUCUACUUAUAUGUUGUAUUAUUGACCAUAUGUUUGAUAGUAAUAAUAGUUUGUUUAACUACGUUGUAUCCGUAGUUGUGUUUAUUUGAUGGACUUAAUAUUUUGUAAUCGAAAUUAGAAAGUUGAUCAUAAAUGUUACUGUUUUAAUAUAUUUUCAUGUUAUAUUGUCUUUGUUUUGUAUUACAUGUAUUUGUAUACCUAUACUAUAGUCAGUGUAAGAACUAGUUGGAUGUAUGUUUAAAUUCAAAUAAAUCCUAUAUCUGUAUCUGUUCUGUUCUGUAAAUAAACGUGUAAAUAAGUGAAAUGUU
Mya arenaria is the source of this 1396-nucleotide messenger RNA. Its product is annotated as fibrinogen-like protein 1. The record is from RefSeq and is a predicted model, not a curated record. Bases 81 to 908 code for a protein of 275 amino acids. The transcript has 5 exons. Lineage: Eukaryota; Metazoa; Mollusca; Bivalvia; Myida; Myidae.